AAACCAGCUUGAGUCGGCCUGUUCGGCAAAUAUCGUUAGAAUUCCGUAAGCAGCCGAAGUUGAUAUCGUCAGCGUUGCGUUGACGCCAAACAUUCAGUUGUUAGUUUUCUGUUGUCCACGAAACAGAUAUAAACCUUCUCUCGAUUUUUCUUUCUCUCCCGCCUUUUAAUUGUCAACACUGCCUCACGCUUUUAUAGUGAAAUGUCUUCAAAAUACGCCGAUGUUCCGAUAGCGGACCCCGUGGAAGUUUUUGCCGUUAGUGCCGCUUACAGAGCAGACCCUGACCCCAACAAAGUUAACCUCAGUGUCGGUGCUUACCGCACAAAUGAGGGAAAACCAUGGGUACUUCCAGUUGUUCACAAAGUAGAAUUACAGAUUGCUUCUGAUCCUACCUUGAAUCAUGAAUACUUACCUAUAUUAGGUUUCCCUGACUUUCGAUCUGCUGCUAUCCAGUUGCUACUUGGAGAAGGAAAUCCUGCAAUUGUUGAAAACAGAGUUGUUGGAGUGCAGUCUCUAGGCGGUACUGGUGCCAUACGUCUUUCUGCUGAUUUUUAUCGCACCAUCAAUAAAGCUGACACAGUCUAUGUCUCAACUCCAACAUGGGGAAACCACAAGGGUGUCUACAUGGCAGCUGGCUUUACCAACAUCAAAGAGUACCGAUAUUGGGACGCUCAAAGCAGAAGCUUAGAUAUUAAUGGCAUGGUUGAGGAUCUUAGCGCUGCAAAAGAAAAUUCCGUGGUAAUCUUACACGCUGUUGCACAUAACCCCACUGGUGUCGAUCCAACACAUGAUCAAUGGAAACAAAUUGCUGAUGUGUGUGAAGAACGCAAAGUUUUAGUUCUGAUGGACAUUGCUUAUCAAGGCUUUGCCACAGGAGACUUAGUUGCUGAUGCCUGGGCUCCACGAUAUUUUGCUUCCAGAGGAUUUGAAUUCCUGACAGCCCAGUCUUUCUCUAAGAAUUUUGGUUUAUAUAAUGAACGUAUCGGAAACCUAGUUCUUGUCUGUAAUACUACCAAUGCCAUGGAGCGAUGCAGUUCCCAGCUGGAAAUCAUUGUGCGGCGUAUCUGGUCCAACCCCCCUAAUCAUGGGGCACGUGUGGUUGCUACUGUCUUGAACAACCCUUCGUAUUACAGCGAAUGGAAAGAAAGUGUCAAAGUAAUGGCUAAUCGGAUCAAAGAAAUGCGGCAACAGCUAUAUGAAAAGCUAAAAUCAUUGGAAACCCCAGGAACAUGGGAACAUAUCAUCACACAGAUUGGAAUGUUCAGCUUUACUGGUUUAAAUCCAACUCAAGUUGACAAGAUGGUUAAGAAAUUCCACAUCUAUUUAAUCAAGCAAGGACGAAUAAACAUGUGCGGCCUGAAUAGCAGCAACUUAGCUUAUGUAGCGAGUGCAAUCUACGAUGUUGUUGUGAAUUAGCCAGGAGAAAAUAAACAUUAGAUAUAUGCUGAGUAUGAAGUUAAGAAUACCUUCAAACUAAAAAAUAUCAGUUUGAUAGUGUUAGUAUAUUUAGAAUUGAUGGUUUGAUUUUAAUUUUUGUUUUGGAAAUGAGCUGCCAGUUGAUGGUAAAUUUGUAGAAAUGUGUCCAUACACACACACACAGAGAUUUUUAUGGAACUCUAUUAAAUGUGUGAAGUAAGUUAAGAGUUAUUAACAAUUAAGGUUUUAUUCAACUUUAAGGGAUAGGGGUUCUUUUUGUUUUGUUUUUUCCCAAUCUUUUCAUCAAUUUAACCAGGCUUAAGGUAACGAUAAUGCUAUAUUUUGUAAAAGCUAAUACCAGAUUAAUGAGCAAAGCUUUUUUUACAUAAUAUGUGUGUGUGUGUGUGUUUCAUUAAUAGGGGAAUGCAUAAUUGCUUCAAGAUAAACUAUAUAUUGGCAAAUAUUUUUCUUCAAUAUUUUUUACAUUCUUUGAAUUUUUUUUUUAAUAUUUAAUCAAGCCAUGUAAAGACAUCAAGAGAAGGCAAAGAAAAAAAUUUUUAUAAUAUACUUUAUAAAAUAUGGGAAAUAAUUUUUGUGCUUUGAAACUAUUCUUCUGUUUAAAAAAUCUGAUCUGAUAUAUAUAGAUAUAGAUAUAUAUGUUAGAUUUUUUAAAUACAGGACAAUAAUCAUAUGUUUGUAUGUACAUGUACUCUUUUGCAAAGGAGUAUUUUCCAUGUAUUUAUUAUUGGUAUUUAUUUGUUGGAAAUUAUGGGAAAUAGAAGAAAGAAUAAAUUACUUCAAAGAAACAUUGAUAUACUAGAUGGCUAAUGUCAUUAGUACAAGAAAAGAAAAUGAGAUUAUACACCCUGUCCAAUAUAUUUGAAUACAACUUCAUGUAAAGCUAUAUUUCCUUAAACUAUGCAAAAAUCGAUGAUAUUUUCCCUGUUUAAUUAAGUUUUGUUUUGUUGUUGUUGUUUUUAUUUUUUAUAAACGUAAAAUAAAUUUCUGUCUGGUAUUUUUUCGAAGUUGUGUCUUCUGCACAUUAAACAAUCCCAAAAUUUAAUACUCUCUCUCUCUCUCAAUAAAAUAAGCACCGGUCAAGUACUGGGGUUGAUUUCGUUCAUUGUUCCCUCUCCUAAAAUUUAUGGUAUUUUGCCUAUGCUAAAAUACCACUAUCACUUGCUUGUAUGAAACAUAAGCUACAGACUUGUUAUCACUUCUCACUGCUACACUGUGACAAAAAUAACUCGCUUCUCAAUUAUAAAUGUAGAAGCAGCUGUCUUCUUUUAUCAUUUCUGUUCUCAUACUCUUCUAGAAUCAUUUUAAUGGCCCAUAAGCACCAACUUCUACAAGGGGGCUUUUGGUCCAUACGGGGCUAGAGUGGCACAAAUCUUUGUGUAGUUCUUGGUACUCUGCAGAACUUAUAUUGCAAGAAACUUGAUCUGUUAAGGACCCUCACUAAGUAAGUGUCCUCUGGUAUUUGAUGACACCUUCAAAUUGUUAAUUUGUUGUUAUCAAUCAUUCUUCAUUGUAUCCUUCAUCUUCUUGCUGCCAAAAGUCUAAUCCAGAACUCUGGAUACUGGAACCUUAAUGACUACUGGCACCAGAGUCAACUGAUCCCAUAACUUGCAAUGGAAAAAGUUAUUACUCCUUGAAAUAGCUAAACUUUUAGCUGUCAUCCACAAAACAACAUUGGGAAAAUAGACACCAAAGUCGGCCUUUUUGGUAAUGCAAACUUCUACAAGUGUUCCUUGAUACUCAGUCACCAAAAUUAUGCAAAAUGUCAUGCUUCCUUGGGCUUAUUAUACUAAAGAGUGCUAAAUUUGAAGUACCAUGUCUAGUUUUCACUUAAUAUCUGUAAUAAUAAAUUUAUUUCCAUCAACUCACAA
This is a messenger RNA of Octopus bimaculoides (California two-spot octopus), 3305 nucleotides long. Its product is annotated as aspartate aminotransferase, cytoplasmic. The record is from RefSeq and is a predicted model, not a curated record. Gene Ontology annotation, molecular function: L-aspartate:2-oxoglutarate transaminase activity; pyridoxal phosphate binding. Lineage: Eukaryota; Metazoa; Mollusca; Cephalopoda; Octopoda; Octopodidae. Gene Ontology annotation, biological process: L-aspartate biosynthetic process. Gene Ontology annotation, cellular component: cytosol.